CAGACAUAGAUAAAAGUCAAUAAGGGUACCCUAUUUAUUUUCGUUCUUUUUCCUUUUGCCCCUCCAAAGACUUUAUUUUGCGUUUCUUUAUCAGUCAAUAUACUAUUCUAAGGUUUUUUGUCCUUAUUUUGUAAGCAUUUAAUUCUUGUACAUAUAUUUGUCACUUUUCUCUAUUGAGAACAAGGGAAGGAUAGUCAACAAUUGGGGAAAUUCAAGUCUUGUACAGCUGUGGUUUGUUUGUUCUUAGUAUUUUUAUUCUUCUUGUGAAUUGGGUGUUUUGGUGGAUCGGUUGAAAAAUUCUUGGGGGGAAUAUUGUUUUCUUUUAGAUGUUGAGUGAUAAUAGAUAAAGAAGUGAGAAGUGUGGAGGGGGAAUUGAAUUUUAUGGAUAAUCUAUGUUGCUUCAACUCAGUCUAUUCUCAGGGAGGACGUUCUUCGUGUAGCUCUGGAAAGGGUAGAAGCCAUCAGGGGCUUGUCAAGUAUGGCUUCACAUUGGUGAAAGGAAAAGCAAAUCAUCCCAUGGAGGAUUAUCAUGUUGCAAAGUUUGCUCAGCAUCGGGGACAUGAGCUCGGACUUUUUGCCAUAUAUGAUGGCCAUUUGGGAGAUAGCGUACCAGCCUAUCUUCAAAAGCAUUUGUUUUCCAAUAUCUUGAAGGAUGAGGAGUUUUGGACCAAUCCCAGGGGGUCCAUCUCUAAAGCUUAUGAGCAGACGGACCAAGCGAUUCUCACACACACUCCCGACUUGGGUCGAGGGGGAUCCACUGCUGUCACUGCAAUUUUGAUAGAUGGGCAGAAAUUAUGGGUUGCCAAUAUUGGAGAUUCACGUGCUGUUCUCUCAAAGAAAGGGCAGGCGAUACAGAUGAGUAUCGAUCAUGAGCCGAACACAGAGCGUGGCAGCAUCGAGAACAGAGGUGGCUUUGUAUCAAACAUGCCAGGGGAUGUGGCAAGAGUGAAUGGCCAACUUGCUGUUUCUCGUGCAUUUGGAGAUAAGAAUCUUAAGUCACACCUCCGAUCCGAUCCCGACAUGAAAACUGUUGAUAUUGACUCGGAUACCGAACUUCUCAUCCUUGCAAGUGAUGGACUAUGGAAGGUCAUGUCCAAUCAAGAAGCCGUUGAUAUUGCCAAAAAGACCAAGGACCCGCUUCGAGCAGCUAAAAGGCUAAUAACCGAGUCACUGAACCGAGACAGUAAGGAUGAUAUCUCCUGUAUUGUAGUUCGUUUCAAGGGUUAAUUGCAAAACCAAAAAUGCAAUGGAAGAACAGUUCCUCGAUCAAAUGCGAUACGAUUCAAAAGGGUAAACACCAACUAGCAAUCUCAUUAAAAAUGCAUAAUGCUGAAAGUUUGUAGUAGAUUUCAAUAUCGUUAAGGUACCCCCUUUGAUAGGAAAGAAAGUAAAAGAGUAAUAAUCUAAUGGUUGAAAUUCGUGCAUAUAAUCAGAUCAAUGUAUGCUAUAUGUUCUUGGUCGAGUCAUUAGAUUAGAUGUGUUCCUUUCAAUUUUCCUUUACUUUCCUUCUUACCAAACAGAGUGUUAGCGUUUGUGGCGGCAAGCGGCGGCUUGCUGGCUUUGGUAUUUGGUUGAAUUCUUCAUUGUAGAUUCAUUUCCAUAAUUUUAUGUAUAAUUUUGCAUUGCACCUCUUAAGGCAUUGAAGAUGGAAAAGCUCAAAUCUGUUGAAAUAGCUUCAGCUCUUCAGAUUUUUUGAAGUCUAA
This is a messenger RNA of Gossypium arboreum, 1703 nucleotides long. Its product is annotated as probable protein phosphatase 2C 10. Gene Ontology annotation, cellular component: cytosol; nucleus. The transcript is spliced from 6 exons. Gene Ontology annotation, molecular function: protein serine/threonine phosphatase activity. Lineage: Eukaryota; Viridiplantae; Streptophyta; Magnoliopsida; Malvales; Malvaceae. The coding region runs from base 382 to 1227 and encodes 281 amino acids. The record is from RefSeq and is a predicted model, not a curated record. Gene Ontology annotation, biological process: protein dephosphorylation.